This is a messenger RNA of Solanum stenotomum, 1669 nucleotides long. Its product is annotated as phosphoribosylformylglycinamidine cyclo-ligase, chloroplastic/mitochondrial-like. The record is from RefSeq and is a predicted model, not a curated record. Gene Ontology annotation, cellular component: cytosol. Gene Ontology annotation, molecular function: phosphoribosylformylglycinamidine cyclo-ligase activity; phosphoribosylamine-glycine ligase activity. NCBI's taxonomy places the organism in Eukaryota, Viridiplantae, Streptophyta, Magnoliopsida, Solanales, Solanaceae. Bases 187 to 1401 code for a protein of 404 amino acids. Gene Ontology annotation, biological process: adenine biosynthetic process; 'de novo' IMP biosynthetic process. The transcript is spliced from 9 exons.
GUAAGUGAAUAUUAUAAUUAACCAAAUUCAAAGAAAUUUAGGGUAACCCGUACUUCUUCCAAUUCCUUUACCGCCAUUAUACUUCUCCUAUACUUCUCCGGUGUUCGCAGCUUCUUUGCUGCCAUUGAAGUCUCGAGUUCUCCAAGUAGUUUUUUGAGCUUGAAGCAGCUUUUUCCUUGGGUUGUCAUGAACACGUCUUGUGGAGCAAAUUUGGAACUAUCGAGGUGCAUUGCUGCAUCCCCUGUUUGUCAUUUUAAAUCCUCGAUCUUUGAGCCAAGAUCAUGUGUACCCAAGCUCCAAGACUUCUCAAAAAAGCUAUUCCCUUUAUGCAAAGAUAUAAAUGCUAGAAGUAACAGGGAGAGAAGCAUUCCAUUCUCUGUUACUUGUAGUGCCAGUCAGGUUGACACUGCUGCAGAUGAGCCCAGCAGUCUUACAUAUAAGGAUGCUGGUGUGGACAUCGAUGCAGGAUCAGAGCUUGUGAAGAGAAUAGCCAAAAUGGCACCUGGAAUUGGAGGAUUUGGCGGACUCUUUCCAUUAGGGGAUUCAUAUCUUGUGGCUGGUACUGAUGGUGUGGGGACAAAACUUAAGUUGGCAUUUGAAACGGGAAUUCAUGAUACCAUUGGAAUUGAUCUGGUUGCGAUGAGUGUUAAUGACAUUGUCACUUCUGGAGCAAAACCUUUAUUUUUCCUUGAUUAUUUUGCAACUAGCCACCUUGAUGUUGACCUUGCAGAGAAGGUCAUAAAAGGUAUUGUGGAUGGUUGCCAGCAAUCUGACUGUGCUCUUCUAGGGGGAGAGACUGCAGAGAUGCCAGAUUUCUAUGCCGAAGGUGAAUAUGACCUCAGUGGGUUUGCUGUGGGCAUUGUGAAAAAGGAUUCAGUUAUUGACGGGAAAAAUAUCAAGGUUGGAGACGUUCUUAUUGGUUUACCAUCUAGUGGAGUUCAUUCAAAUGGGUUUUCUCUUGUUAGAAGGGUUCUGAAGCAAAGUGGUCUUUCUUUGAAAGACCAGCUUCCUGGUGAAUCUAUUACACUUGGUGAAGCUUUGAUUGCUCCAACUGUUAUAUAUGUUAAACAGGUUCUUGAUAUUAUUAGCAAAGGAGGGGUUAAAGGAAUAGCCCACAUUACCGGAGGUGGCUUCACUGACAAUAUCCCUCGAGUAUUUCCUAAAGGCCUUGGAGCCCUUAUUUACGAGGGCUCUUGGACAAUUCCUCCUGUUUUUAAAUGGAUUCAAGAGGCUGGAAGAAUAGAAGAUGCUGAGAUGAUGCGAACUUUCAAUAUGGGUGUUGGUAUGGUCCUUGUAGUAAGUCCAGAAGCAGCUGAUCGGAUACUUAUGGAAGUACAGAAGACAAGCAUUGCAUACCGGAUUGGUGAGGUUGUAAAGGGUGACGGAGUAAGCUAUAGCUGAAAGCUACGCAGGUGGUUAUCGGAGGAUAGACAUGACGUGAUGAGAGUUUUUUCUCCUACCUUCGAUUAAGAGUUUGAAAUUUAGGAGCCUCUCUUAUCGAUCGUGUUUAUGGAUCUUUGUGUUCGUCUAACAACCAAUGCAUAGACUCUUAAAGAUGUGUUGUGUUAUGUGUAUUAGUGUGUCAUUAGUUACAUCUGUUAGCCAUGAGGAGGAUGUAGACAACUUCAACAGAUUUUGAAAUAGUUUUGCAUGGAGUUUAGCAAAUCAU